AUGAGCUCAACAUCCUUAUGGUUCAUUCCGAAGCAGGAGGAGGAGGAGGAUCAAUCCCAUAAAUUUCAACCUGAUGAUGAUUCAUCCAGUGGUUGGAGGAAUAGUUUCCGUAGCAAUCCUGAUGAUGAGAAUCGGAAGAAGAAUGGAAAUUUACACGAGCAUCCUCAUGAAGAUUUUCAAUAUUUGAAGAAGAAAAAGCCUUCUUUGGCGAUGCAUGGAGCAUCAUGGUCGCCUUAUUUGGAAAAUUUGGAAAAUUCAGACAAGAAGAUGUUCUCCUCGAGGCCGUCUUCUUCUUGUCUCUCACCACAACAGAAUAGUUAUGAAAAUUAUUAUUUUAAUUACCUAAUCGAAUUAGAAAAUUCUGACAACAAUAAUUCAUCCAACAACACCAACUCAACACAACCAUUUAUGAUCAAUGUGUCAGAUUCAUUUGCGGGUAUUGGAUUUUCGUAUUACCUUUAUUAUUUGUUUGCCUUUUUAAUUUGGUUGGUGUUUUUCGAUCAUGUGAUACCUGGGAACUCAUUGUGGAAUGUGACAUUUUCAACACUUGCUUUCACACUCGUAACAAUUAUUAGCUUGAUUACGAUCCAUAGAGCGAAAAUUGCAUCAUCGAGGUGGUCCUAUUUAUUAUUAGCUGCAUGUGAAGUGCUCUGUGGAUUUUUAGCAUACACUGUUUAUGUGAUUCGAUUUUUAAUGACGAAAAAUGGAAUCGACCGACAGAAGAUCUUACAAAAUUUGCGAUCAGAAUUCAAGAAUGACGAUUCUCGAUUAGAAUUUAUUCAAAAUGAAGUCGCACGUCGAAAAUGGACACAAAGUCACACGUUACAAUUGCAUCCACCUGCUGGUACCUUUGUAUUUUACAACAGAAUUUAUUUGCAAGAUGAAUAUUUACCCAGAUUUAGAAAAACUCUUUUCCAAAAUACUCUUCGAAGUAAUAACCAUGGUCAACAACUAGUGAGUGGCAAUAAUUUGGAAGCAUCGUUAUUGGAGACGGACCCUAUUAUCAGUAAUACCGAGAAUGACAUUGCAGUUCAUUCAUCCUUUCAAUCAUUGCAGUCCUUAGAGGAUUUUUCACACAAUCAUCAGUCACCACCAACACCACCACAACAACAACAAGAAUACGUGCCUCCACAAAUUACAACUGGCACCGACACGGACAACAUUACCACAACAUCCGUGAACGCACAAUCAUUUUAUUAUACAAAUAGAGAGGAUGGAACAAUGACAAGUGUUGAUUUGAACUCAUCUCCUAACAAUUUGAUUUACUAUGAAAUUGAAAUCGCAAAGGGAUGGGCUGAUGCAUUCAUAAGGUCUUUUUGUUUCCAAAUUUAUCUCUUUGGAAUGCAAGCUAAAUAUCGAACACCAUAUGCCUUCUCGUCUAUUGUGGAUGUCAAUAGGGGAUUUUCCUUAAUGAAAUUUCUCAAUAACAAGAUUUCUUCGUUAAGACAACGAUCUCGCCGCAGUAGAGAUGCAAUCAAUGAUUCUACUCUUGAAAAUAGUGAUUAUGUGACAUUUGACACUCUACUUAAAGAACAUGGAACGAAGCAGUCACAUUUUAAAAGCAAACUUUCAGUCGUUUCUUCUUCCGCAACAAAUGAUCCAUCAUUUUCAGCCGAUGAAACAAAUUUUCAAUUCAUAGAAGAGGAAGUGACUCCCAAAGAAAUUACGCUUCUCGAAUCCAGAGAACAUUUAAUACAACAAGCAAACAAAUCGUCCUAUUCGAUUAUGAACGAUCUUGAGGAAGGAUGUUGCAAAGUGACAUCGAGUGUGAGACCUCCCGUUCAAUUUGGGAUGUUUGCUCCAACUGAAAAACAAGCUGCUAUCAGUAUUGGUUUUCAAGUCUCUAGAGUGAUCAUUCCAUUCAUUUUAGAAAUGGCUUCUGAAAUUCUACUACCCACUGACCAAAUUGAACCCAUUCGAUAUUUUCAUAAUUUUAUUUCACAAAUGUUUUUUGGCCUAUUUUACAAUUAUCUCUUUGUGAAGGUUGAGACUUGGGAAAAUUUUUUCCUUCUUACAUUUAUCAAUUUUAUUUUCCUUCUUGUACAAUAUCCUUUAAGGGCAACACGAACUUCCUAUUUUGUGACGCAAAAAGUGAAAUAUUGGAUUUUAUAUAUUUUUGGUGUGAAAAAGUUCUAUCCUUCUCUCUUUUAUAGAAUUACUUUACAAACCUAUGAGCACUAUUUGAGGAACAUUUGUGCCAAGUUUUACUUGUAUGAGAUUUCAAGUUUUGCUUCGACAUUGUCGUUUCUUAUUUUCACCAAAAUUUUGAAAAGCAGUGAAUACAACUUCCAAAUGUAUCCCAUUCUGAGAGAUCGAUAUGUAAACGAUAGUCAAUACGAGUUGAGUAUUACCUCGCAAUCAUUAGUGUUACUCGCCUUGGAAUUCCUCUUUAUUGUAAUCAUUAAUGUGUUGGUAUUUAUUGGAACGAAAAAGCACAUUUCAAUUGUUGGAAGAAAAUUAACUGUCGAGGAUGCAAAAACUAGAUUCUUGUUUGCAAUAUUCAUGUUGCACUUUUUGAAUGAUAUUCACUAUUUUAUGCAACGAGCACCAAAGUUUGAUUAG
Molecule: messenger RNA, 2562 nt
Organism: Naegleria fowleri
Lineage: Eukaryota; Heterolobosea; Eutetramitea; Acrasida; Naegleriidae
Exons: 3
Coding region: 1-2562 (853 amino acids)
Source: RefSeq, a predicted model, not a curated record